AUGGGUUGUAAGAAGGUAAUAAAAGUGAAGCGUCUAUAUUUUGAAGAUGGUUGGGAUUUGUUUUUUGAGUCUUUGGGAGUAUUCCCUGAAGAACUGUCUUCAAAAGUGGAAAACAUUGCACUGAUUGUGGCAGACGAAUGUGAGGGUUUUCCCCUGGCUAUUGUUAGAACCGCAACAAGCAUGAAGGGGGAAACAAAAGCUGGAGAAUGGAGACAUAUGUUGGAAUGUCUUGAAAACCUGGGCAAUGGGCAAUAUGAAAUGGACAAAUGGAUGGCUGAUCAUUUGAUAAGAAGGUUUGUUUAUGAAAGCAUUGAUGAGAGAAAGAAGUUGAGGUUGCAGUAUAAUGAAGGCCGGAAGAUGUUGCAUAAAUUAAAGGGUCAUAGCAUGUUGGACAAAUUCCUUAGGGUCCUGGCUAUUGGUAUUGUGGAAGAGACUAGUAAAAUUAUGAGAAAAGCUUAUGAGCAGUUAACAGAAGUACCAAGUGAUGACCAGUGGGAAGAAGAUCUACAAAAAGUUUUUCUGACGGGAAACAACAUACAAACAAUUCCAGAUGGCACAUGUCCUAAGUGUUCUCAACUUUCGACGUUGCUUUUGGAUGGUAAUGUGAAACUCGGCUAUAUUGCAGAUGAGUUUUUCAACAACAUGCCUGCUCUUAAAAUACUUGAUUUGUCUAGGACAAGGAUCAAGUGUUUGCCCGAAUCGGUGUCUAAAUUGGAAUGUCUCAUUGCAUUAUUACUUUCUGGAUGUGUAGAAUUGAGUUACAUUCCUUCAUUAAGAAAAUUGAAAAGGCUAAUAUCAUUGGAUCUAUCUUUUACUGCCAUUACCAAAGCACCUGGGGGCUUGGAAUCAUUGGUUAAUCUUAGAUGCCUAAAUCUACUCACUGAAGAUAAGCUGGAAAUGUCAGAUUUGCUCCUAUCCAAAUUGAUCAAUUUAGAGUGUCUUAAGGUGGGUUGGGCCCAAUGCUUAACGGAUGCGACAGGACAAAGUACACAAGAUUUGGAAAAGUUUAAAGUUAUAGUAGCCUAUUUUCGUGACAUUGGCUAUUUUAAUGCCUUUGUGAAGUUCCCGCCCUUUAGGGAUGCAAUCAGAAGCUAUUGCUUAACUUUAAAGGAUAGUAGUUACAAUCGCGACCCAAGUGAUGGUCUUUUCGAUAAAGAUUAUAUUAUUAACCAUUCCAAGAAAAAGGUGGUCAUUGAGGAUAUUUUUUUGGCAAAUAAAAACGUAAGACUCCCUCCAGACAUGAAGGAGUUGGAUAUCAGUGAUUGUCACGGUUUAGAGUACUUGUGUUGUAGCAGUGGCCUCUCUUUCCCCUCCUUCCAACAUGUUCAAACUCUACGCCUCUGGCGUUUAUGGGGCUUGACAGAUUUAGUGUCACCAAAUGCUGAUUUCUUGCAUCAAUCCACCCUAUUUUCUCAUCUCGCAGAUCUUGAAAUUGGGGGAUGUAACAGCAUGAAGACUCUGAUGCCGUUUAAGUUAUUAGCACUUCUCCAAAACCUGAGCACCAUUUCCGUUAAUAGUUGUGAGAAGAUGGAAGAAAUAGUUGGAGAGGAUCAUUCUGUAAUGGAAGUUACUCAUGGCGACGCCCUCAUGGCCCUUCUGCAUGACAACUUCUCUCACCCUACUAUUGAACUUCCCAUGUUGACAUCUCUGAAAUUAGAUAACAUGCCACAAUUAGAUGUUGUAUAUAGAGGCAUCAUGCUCUGCCCUUCUCUCCAAACAUUCUCUGCUAUUCAGUGCGAGCGACUAAGUCUCCCUCGAAUGAAUAAUGGAACUGAGCUUCUGAUAGGGCUGACCUCGGAUGGGUGCUACUGGGAAAAGUGA
Neltuma alba is the source of this 1821-nucleotide messenger RNA. RefSeq names its product probable disease resistance protein At4g27220. NCBI's taxonomy places the organism in Eukaryota, Viridiplantae, Streptophyta, Magnoliopsida, Fabales, Fabaceae. The record is from RefSeq and is a predicted model, not a curated record. The coding region runs from base 1 to 1821 and encodes 606 amino acids. The transcript has 3 exons. Gene Ontology annotation, molecular function: protein binding; ADP binding.